GUUAUGCCCCUCAUAAGUAUGGCUGCCGCGUGUGCCAGCAUUCGUCCUUAUGUAAGUAAAAACCAUGAAUCACUGGAUGAACAUUCCCAAACUUUGUACAAAAAAAGGAGGCAGCUACAGAGAUUGGAAUCUUCUGAAUCGGAAUCCAGUAAUGAGGAAGAAUUUCCUUCUUUAGUGGAACUUAUUUUUGUAAAUAAACUGGAUCCGCAGUCCAACCCUGAAACUUUACCAGUAUUGCCUCCUAAAGCUUCCCCGAUGCACAGUCUCCCACAGCCUUAUGGAAGCCUGGCAAAGCAGGAUGGUGCUGCUGACAGCAAAGCAGAGGAGCCUAUUGUUGUAGAUUUGUCCCUCCAAGUGGCCUGUCCUUCAAGUCAAGAAUCUGUGGACUUGUCAACACAGUCAGAUGUUUCUGAGCAUUCCCUCACACAACAGAAGGAAAGGUCACCCAAGGCUGUUUCCCAAAAUAGCUACAGGUUAUCAUGUGAAUCCCUGAGUGGCUGCUCCAAUGAGAAGAGGCAGGAUACAGAGGAAAGGCUAGAAGUCGCUCAUGGAUUUGAACAUGAUGCCAGUCACAAUGGCGAUUCGCCUGCACUGUCCAGUCAAAAUGGAAUUCUUACCACCCAGAUAAUCCAGACUCUCAUCAGCAAUGUCCUGCUCACAGGGAGAGGACCGAAACAUUAAAUGUGCCAGAUCUCCAACACCUCCCUCAACCCCUUCAGACUCACAGCUGAGACUUAAGAGAACACCUGUGCAGGUGAAGGCGACCAUCAAUCUCCUGAGUAACGCAGCAAACCCUUCUCAAGAGGCCACAACAGACAAUGACGGGGAUGGGAAGUGGAACUGGGAGGACAUGGAGAAAGAAACUGGAGAUGACACAUCAGAUGCUGGUGCAAGAGUUUGCCAAGAAAAUACAGGUCGCACUGUCAAGUCAAGUAAGACCUGGAACUACACACAUCAUCAUGAAAACAGAUUCUGAUCUGGUUUGUGAGAGGACGUUGAAGUACUUAUUGGGAAUUGCAGGAAGGAAGUGGGUUGUCAGUUACCAAUAUACACCUCUGUGACAGUCUGGCUCGCAGUGGUGAGGUUGAUGACGUCGCGGACCAGGAAGUAACCAAAACAGUGGAUGGGCGGGUGAAGCUGAAUGCAAUUGCAUUCAGCGUAUUUAAUAAACAAACAAAUGAUUUUAACAAAACAAACAAGCAAGUGUCGUGCUGGAUAAUCCAGCACGUUUUAGCAAUUGUUUUUAAAUGUUGUUCUUUCUCUCUGCUCCCCGUACUCUCCUCUCUACACUCCACCACGAGUGCAGAGAGCUGCAGGUUUAUAUACUCUGGCCGAGGGAUUAACUAGUUGUUAAUUAUCUUAUUAUCCCUCGGCCAGAGUCUGCACGCGUUUGGUAAGGAUGCAUGACUGUCAGCUAGUUAAAUAAUCAGUAGCUGAUCAGCCAUGCAUCCUCACGGGGUUUUUAAAUAUAUAAUAAAAGACGCGGCGCUUUUACCCGCGCCGCAAACAAAAAUACAAAUAAUAAUACAUAGAGGCGGGACACUCCGCCACACAUGCCCCCCCUUGUGCGCAGUACACAUGGCCUUUUCGGCCACCUCCCCCCUUAGUCCCCAAAGUCCUGGUUAGCAGUCCCGAUGCAGGAACAGGGGCAGCAACGGGCCAAAGGUGGCGGCCACGGUGGGAUGUCCUCCUCCCACCCAAACAACUGUAGCGUCCCAGUGGACGACGCACAGGCCGGUUCCUCUGGCCAGAAAAAUUUUUGGGGUGCCCCCCCCUACUUCAUGGCCGGCAGCUCCCCUCCGUGGGGCUCCGGCCACCCUUUCUCCUGCAGUGAAAUUGCUGCGGGGGAAGCUGGUCUCCUAACCUCCCUCCCCUUCUUCAUGGCUGGCAGCUGCCCUUCACGGGGCUCCAGCCACAGUAUUUCCUGCCACGAAAGUGCGGCUGGGGGAGCUGGUCUCCUGACCUCCCCCCCUUUUCCAUGGCCAGCAGCUCCCCUUUAUGGGGUUCCAGCCAUAGUAUUUCCUGCCGCAAAAGUGCGGCUGGGGGAGCUGGUCUCCUGACCUCCCCCCCCUUUUCCGUGGCCGGCAGCUCCCCUUCAUGGGGCAGCAGCAGCGGACCCUCAGGAGGCGACGGCAGCAGCAGCAGCGGACCCUCAGGAGGUGAACUCGGGAGGGGAGCCCCUGGCCAUGGAGGCGGCAGCGGGAGCUCCACUUCUCCCUCAUUCCCUGAGCUGGUGGCUCUCCAGGUGAUGUGGAGCAACAGGCAGCCCCAGGCGAUGCGGAGCAACAGGCAGCCCCAGGCGAUGCGGAGCAACAGGCAGCCCCAGGUGAUGCGGAACAACAGGCAGCCCCAGGCGAUGUGGAGAAACAGGCAGCCCCAGGCGAUGCGGAGAAACAGGCAUCCUUGGGUGAAGCGAGGCAGGCAUCCUUGGGCGAAGCGAGGCAGGCAUCCCUGGGCGGUGCGAGGCAGGGCAGGAGCAGUCCUUGCCAUGACGGUGGAUGUGGAACCAGCAGGUAUUCACCCUCUGCUGGUGGAGGUGGGAGGGGAAAGCAGUCCUCCCACGGCGGUUGAGGCGGAACCAGCAGGCAUUCACCCUCUGCUGGUGGAGGUGGGAGGGGCAAGCAGUCCUCCCACGGCGGUUGAGGCAGAACCAGCAGGCAUUCACCCUCUGCCGGUGGAGGUGGCGGAGACAGAGGCAGCUCUUGCUGCUCUGCUCCUGGCGAUGGUGGAGACAGAAGCAGCUCUUGCUGCUCUGCUCCUGGCGAUGGUGGAGACAGAAGCAGCUCCUGCUGCUCUGCUCCUGGUGGUGGUGGAGACAGAGGCAGCUCCUGCUGCUCUGCUCCUGGUGGUGGAGACAGAGCACCAUGGCUGCGAUGUCUGGGAGGGAUGCUGGGUGGUGUGUCUGUUCCCAGGCCUCCCAGCGCUCCCCAUCUCUCGCCCACAGGAGGUUGAUCACAGCAGGGAGGGCCACCAUUAUAUCCCUCUCAGGCUCCGCCAGCCAGUCCCAGAUCCCCUCAGAGGAGACAGGAUUCUUCCGCCUCGGAGGAUGUGGGUCCUCUCUCACCCUUGCUGGAUGCUCAGGCUCCUUCCUCUCCUGCCAUGGAGGGGGUUGGUCCGGUGCCACGUGCCCGACCUCACCAACCGCGAAGCACCACUCCUCACCCUCAGGCAGGUGAGGCAGACGUCCAGCGUGGUAAGGACCCGCUGCGCCUCCUGCUGCUGUUGUUGUUGCUGCUGCUGCUGCUUUCUCCUCCGGCUACUUUUCCCCCUUUUUUUUUUUUUUUCAAAAAACACACAAAAAACACUUUGAAAAAAACAAAAAAACGUCCUUAUCCUUCCUGGUCCGACUGUUGGAGGCGUUUGUUUUAUCCCACUUGGUUGAUGACGUCACGGACCAGGAAGUAACUCAAACUAAAACAGUGGAUGGGUGGGUGAAGCUGAAUGCAAUUGCAUUCAGCGUAUUUAAUAAACAAACAAAUGAUUUUAACAAAACAAACAAGCAAGUGUCGUGCUGGAUAAUCCAGCACGUUUUAGCAAUUGUUUUUAAAUGUUGUUCUUUCUCUCUGCUCCCCGUACUCUCCUCUCUACACUCCACCACGAGUGCAGAGAGCUGCAGGUUUAUAUACUCUGGCCGAGGGAUUAACUAGUUGUUAAUUAUCUUAUUAUCCCUCGGCCAGAGUCUGCACGCGUUUGGUAAGGAUGCAUGACUGUCAGCUAGUUAAAUAACAUCGUGUAACAAUUUUUUUUUUUUUUUUGGUUCCUGGGUAGUUUGGUUAUUUCCUAAUUGCUUAUGCCUCAAAAGUAUAGAAAAUGGCUAUUAUUCCCCAGAAACUUUGCUUUUGUGACCAGGACAGUGAUAUUUUGAAAUUUACCUAUUUUCCAGAACAUUCCAGAUAGAUUCAGUGCUGAGUAAACUUGGAGUAACUUCUAGAACUUUCUAGAACUUUCCAGUAAUAUAAAUAGUAGUAUAAAUACAGAGGCCUUAAGCCCACCAGUUCAGUUUAGUUCCAGCUGCCUAAGUGGAUACAUAUCUGCAUUUUUCUUAGAUGGCAUCAAGGUCAUAGGAGACUUCAAAAUGGUGGCAUUCCUGAUGGGUCUCCAAGGCGGUUUUACCAAGUUUCCCUACUAUCUUUGCCUUUGGGACAGCAGGGACACCAAGGAGCACUACCACAGGCGGGACUGGCCACAGCGGACCGAGUUCUCUGUGGGGAGGAACAACGUCAAGUGGGAGCCACUGGUGGACCCCCGGAAGGUGCUGAUGCCACCACUGCACAUCAAAUUGGGCCUUAUGAAACAAUUUGUAAGAGCUCUAGAUAAGGAGUCGGCAGCCUUCAAGUACCUUCAAGACUUCUUCCCUAAGCUGUCUGAAGCAAAGGUCAAAGCCGGUGUCUUUGUCGGACCACAGAUAAAGAAGAUCCUGGAGUGCAAUGAAUUCCCCAAGAAGCUCAAUAGUAAGGAGAAAGCGGCUUGGAACAGCUUUGUCGCAGUGGUUCGUGGCUUCCUGGGCAAUCACAAGGCCGAAAACUAUGUGGAGCUGGUUGAGACUCUUGUGAAGAACUACGGCACAAUGGGCUGUAGGAUGUCCCUCAAAGUCCAUAUCCUUGAUGAUCAUA
Molecule: messenger RNA, 4613 nt
Organism: Acipenser ruthenus (sterlet)
Lineage: Eukaryota; Metazoa; Chordata; Actinopteri; Acipenseriformes; Acipenseridae
Exons: 7
Coding region: 1979-3310 (443 amino acids)
Source: RefSeq, a predicted model, not a curated record